Messenger RNA from Notolabrus celidotus (New Zealand spotty), 3266 nucleotides. It is a transcript of the gene vash1, whose product is annotated as vasohibin 1. Lineage: Eukaryota; Metazoa; Chordata; Actinopteri; Labriformes; Labridae. The transcript has 7 exons. Gene Ontology annotation, cellular component: cytoplasm. Bases 938 to 1945 code for a protein of 335 amino acids. The record is from RefSeq and is a predicted model, not a curated record. Gene Ontology annotation, biological process: regulation of angiogenesis.
AAGUAAACUUCAGAACAGAUCAAAAACCAUGCGUUUUCAAUCUGUUUUAGACCAAAAACAUUUGAAUAUGAGAAAGUAACAAGCGGGUUGACACGUCUCGUGGAGCACCUGAAGGCAGCAUUUGUCACUGCUGAGAUCAUCCGCUAAGUAGCACGCAUGCGCAGUGUGCAGAACUCUGGGAGUGUCUGAGCAGCUCGUUGGACGUGAAUCCCACCCGCAGUAACUGAACCCAGGAGGAGCAUCUGCAUGAACAAUGAACCGGCUGACUUGGGAGGAGAUGAUUUGUAACGGACAUGAACGGGACGUAUGAGGGGAAUCGAGGCGAUGGGAAUCUACACCAGCAGUGAUUUUUACGAGAUUUCUGUGGGGUGAAUGACCUCUAACGGUACAGGGAAUUAGUAAUUUGUGAUACUUUGUUGUCUGGAGAGCCAAUCCUCUUACAGACAGAUAGUGUUACAUUGGCGGGUUUGUGUCUGUGCGUUUUAAUGAACUUUAACCGCAACCGACAUGUAAUUAGCGACAUAUCGAAAGGCUUAAUCACCCCAUUGUCUCUAUUUAUAGAUCUACACUAAUAUGUGAUUACUGGGUGGCCUGCUAGAUUUAACCAAAAGUGCUAAAUAGUUAAAGCAAACUAAUUCAUUUUUCUAUAAAAUCUGAUUUUAUAACUAGCUACUUCAACUACUGAGGUGAGUCUGAAUCACUGCAUAUCAGCUCUAUGUUCAAACACCACAGCUUUGACUUUUGUUGUUGAGACAUUGCUGGCACAAUAAGCUGCUGGGUGUCAUGAGGUGGCCAUCUGUUAUGGGAUCCUGCUUAAACCUGCGAGCAGAUUAACCAGUGAGAGGUCCAAGGCAUCAGUAGGCAGGACGUUUGUGUGCCUGGACUCUGUGUUGGAGGAGGAAAAAGAAGAAGAAGAAGAAGAGGAGGAAGCGGAGGGAUGCUGAGGGCCACUGUGAGCUGUGUGCAGGAGAGAGAUGAGGAGCCAGAGGAUGAAGGUGAAGAAGAGUUGAGGGAUGGAGGGGUGCCAUUCUAUGUCAACAGAGGAGGCCUCCCGGUGGAUGAGGAGACUUGGGAGAGGAUGUGGCGCCAUGUGGCCCGAAUACACCCCAAUGGUGAGACUUUGGGGAAGGAGGUCCGAGGUGCCACUGACCUUCCCAAGAUUCCAGUACCGAGUGUGCCUACAUAUCAACCUACCACCACUGUCCCACAGCGCCUGGAAGCCAUACAGAAAUACAUCAGGGAAUUGCAGUACAAUCACACAGGGACGCAGUUUUUUGAAAUCAAGAAGAGCCGUCCACUGACUGCGUUGAUGGACAUUGCUAAAGAGAUGACACGGGAGGCUCUGCCAAUCAAAUGCCUGGAAGCGGUGAUCCUGGGGAUUUACCUCACCAACAGCAUGCCUGGAGUGGAGCGCUUCCCCCUCAGCUUUCAGUCUCACUUCUCAGGGAACCACUUCCACCACAUCGUGCUGGGAGUGCACAGCGGGGGACGCUUCGGCGCUCUGGGCAUCAGCCGCAGGGAGGACCUAAUGUUCAAGCCCCUUGAGUUUAAGACACUGAUGGACUUGGUGCAGGAGUUCGAAGGCGCCUACAGAGGAUACUGGCACACGCUGCGGAAGGUUAGGAUCGGUCAGUAUGUGUCCCAUGAUCCUCACAGCGUGGAGCAGAUAGAAUGGAAACACUCCAUACUUGACGUGGACAAGCUGACCAAGGAGGAGCUGCGGAAGGAGCUGGAGAGACACACUCGGGACAUGAGGCUGAAGAUCGGAAAGCCUGCACCCCCCUCUCCCACCAAAGACAGAAAAAACAGCAUGGGUUCACCCCUGAGAGGACAGAACAGCCCCAUACGUCGGAUCAGCCGUGUAGAAAGACGUCCCUCCGGAGAGAAGAAGGUUCUGGAGCAAAAACCGUCCACAGAUAUGAAUGGAUACCAGAUUCGAGUCUGAGGGAGAACUCUAGAGAUGUUUAUAAAGUAACAAGGUACCAAACAACAACUUAACGGGGCCAUUGAAUUACUCUGAGGCUCAAAUCUUUGUACAAACUGGCCUAUUCACUGAUGCAACACUGAAUAGGUCACCAGCAAGUUUCCCCUCUAAAAACAAAUGCCUCAUUUAGUGUUCCCAUGUCUAUAUUACUGAAGGCUUUCUGGAGCACUUACUGUGGAGGGUAAUUGGUGCUGGCUAGGUUCCCAAAUUAUAAAUAAAAGGGGACAAAAAAAAGCAUCACUUUGUUAACAUUUUGGUAAGUUUUUCCAACUCUGCAAGAGAAAUAUGACUCCAACACUGGGCAAGACCAACACUCAGCAUAAUCGUGCUACUGGACAUAUCAUACGUUUUCUGUGGGUUUUUUAGGUUCAACAAAAGCUCUUAAUGCUUGUCUGCAAUCUGUAUCGUUGUACUGUAAGUGUGCAAAUACUUGUAAUGUGAUUUUAAAUCCACUUAGGCUCCACUGGGCAGCGACUGCUUGUGUUGUGACUAGUUUGCAAACCACUACCCUUGUGCCUUGUUUAAAAUUUCUGAACAAAGAGACUUGUUUUUAUAUCCAAACCCUUUACUCUCAUAAGUCAACACUGCACUUCCAAAAUACUGAAAAUUAUAAGUAUAAAAAGAUGAAUUGGUGGACAUUUUUUGAUAAUUUGUAUCCAGAUGCUAGCAUGUUCAGCUCACCAUCACUGAUUGAAAUGUGGACUGAUUACUGGAUUUUCAGUCCAGAGUGCACAAAAGUGUGUUAAACAGGGUGAGGGCAUCUGUUGAGUGAUAGUAUAAGAGACAGGAGAACCUCUGUCGUGACAUUUAUCAAGGUGAUUUGUGGCAAUCCAGCUGACAGAGCUCAUCUGCGUUCAGUGCACAUGUAAAGUAACGGAAGUCAGUUCUUAUGUACUGUAUGGCUGCUUUAUAAAUACAUUGUUUCUAGCUUUUAUUUGUAGCACCUUUAUCCAGUAUUUCACUUGCCUUAAGUGGUAUCCAACAACUGACUUCCAUUUAAGGUGAGAAGACCUUUGUUUGCAGCACUUUUAUCUGCAUUUUGUAUUUUUUUAUGGCAGAUUCUGUCGUUUUAUACUACCUUCAGUGUUGGUGAUCACCCGUAGACCACUUAAUAGUUACCACAAACUGUUUUUGGAUUUCUCGCCACAGAAUACACUUUUAUGCGUUCAGUACUGUAGGUGUCCACUUUCAUUUUAAUGCUCUAUAACACAAUUGUUUUGUACCAAAAGUCUGUUGAUGAACAGGAUCAAAAUAAAGGCUCACUAUGAUUGUGGCAACACCA